Melitaea cinxia (Glanville fritillary) is the source of this 1395-nucleotide messenger RNA. RefSeq lists its product as uncharacterized. The coding region runs from base 153 to 1163 and encodes 336 amino acids. The transcript is spliced from 5 exons. Lineage: Eukaryota; Metazoa; Arthropoda; Insecta; Lepidoptera; Nymphalidae. The record is from RefSeq and is a predicted model, not a curated record.
UAGUCGAUAGCUGCCUUGUUUGUUGUUGAUUUGUAUGUGUUAUUAACGAAUUAGUCACACCGUAUUACCUAGUCUAUUUUUGCAACUCAUGAAAUCAAUAUUUUAAUAACUUUUGUCCAAAAUUGUGUAAUUCGUAAUAAAGGAUAACUACAAUGGGUGAUAUAUGUGAAUUCACGACUUGGCCUAAACAUCAAAACUUAUUUUACAAAAUUAGUAGCAAUGCUCUAGUGUUUAACAUUAAAGGAGAAAGAAACGCUGCUAUCGGUCUAGCAAAGAAUCCUGGUGAAUGUGAAUACUGGGUUUUGAUAGGCGUUGAUCAGCAAUGUUGGAUAAAAAAGAAUAAUGGUAGAUGCUGUUGCACUGUAUCCACACAAAACAUUAUAUCUAGAAACAAAUACAAAAAGUUUUGGAUUAUGUUGAAGAAAGGGGAAAUACUUUUGGGUAAAAGUAAUAAAAAAACUCCCAUUCUUUCUGAGCAAACACCACUUCAAAAUUUACAGUAUGUCACAUUUUCUGUUCUGGGAGAGAGAAAUCCUGUUCAGUGGAGACUUCAUUUACCACCACAAAUCCAAAAACCAACUCUAGUGAAAUUCACGGGAGGUGAACCACAAUGGAUAAAAGCUGAUGUACAGCUUCCUGACGGAGCUAUUAUAGGUGGUCAUGAAAACGGAGUCUUAUACAUCAUAAGAGCACCUCAUCGUGGAUCAUUGACCCCUGGAAAAUUUGUUCCAGAACUGGGACUGGGUUUCGUGUCUUGGGGUGGUGAAAUGCAUGAAGAAUCAGACUUUGAGGUUCUUUGUGGAUACAACUGCACAUGGGUAAAAACAGUAGGAAAUGAAAUACCUGUGGGCGCUGUUGAAGGUGGAUACUCUGAAGACGGCCACGAAAUACUUUAUGUUGGCCGGGCAUUGUAUGAUAACUACCUGAUCCCAGGAAAAGUGCAACCAUCACAUAAUUGUUGUUAUAUUCCAUACCAAGAAAAAGAAAUAGCUGUUCAGACUUAUGAAAUAUUAGUUGUGCCACAUAGUAUUACACAUAGCGCUAAUAAAUAUUAUGUGUCUGGUUUGGGCAUAAGAAAUUAUAGGCCAAAUUACUCAUAUGAAAGUGAUAGAAGUCAUGAAGAUUCCGAAGACGAUGAAGAUAACGUAAUUAAUAUAUUUUAAGAGAUUUUCCAAAUAUUUAUGUGUGUAAUAUAUUUAAAAUGUUCUUGUAUUUUUUGUAUUACCUGAGAUUUUAUUUUUCUAAAUGUAUAUAAUAAAUCAUUCUUUACAAAGUGUUUGAUAUGUUAGACAUGCAUUAUUUCACCUAAUGUUUAUAAUCUACUAUCCUUCAAACCAUCAUCCACACCAUUAUCCACUGGUAAACAUUUUUGAAAUUAAAUAAAACUUAAAAGAA